UCCAGAUAGACUUAGUACGGCCACUAAAGCUGAAGGACUGUACCAUUGCUUUAAAAAAAGGGGUGUGUACUGAAAGCCGCGUCCGGUUGCCUUGGUAACAGUCAGCGGCGCGCUAGCUGGGUUUGCUCCCGGAAAGUGAUAGGAGCCUCUGGGACAAGAGAGGAGAUGGCCUCGGUACCGGAGAGCAAGGGGGUGUCGGUGGUUCUGCUUCACUUCAUGGAAAUAGAGAAGCAACUGAAGGAAAAAGAUCCAACGUUGGAUGAAGAAGCCUUGCAGCAUUUGGAGGCAGUAGUGGAUGCUGUUAAAGAACUGGAGGACAGUAGAAGGGCAACACGUGAGCUUCUGGAAGCGGAGACAAUUGAAAACAGCAAACUUCGGUACAAAGUCACGCAUCUUCCCGGAAUUAUAUCAAAGGAGAUAGAAGCUGCGGUCACAAGUGCUCGUGAAUGUGUCUCCUCGGAGAUGCUGCAGUUACAGAAUGAACUGAGAAGAAUAACCUUGGAACUGGAAAACACUGAGAAGAAACAACUGGAUUUUGAGGAACUGAAUUCUUCUCUUGGGAUUCAAGGAAGAACACUGUGGAAUGAACAUCAAAAAGCAGUUGAUCUGCUCAACCAGCAUAUGGCAGACAAGGCCCAUCAAAGCAUCCGAGUGAACCAGACUCAUGGCAAGCGAAAGGAGGCUGAAGAAGCUGUCAUUGAGUACCAGCACAAGACUGAAGAUCUAGCUGAGGAUAUGGUCACUGAAAAAAAACUAUUUACUGCAGAAACGGAAAACCUAGAAGCUCAGAUUUUAGAAACACAAAAGAAGACUGAGGCCCAGGAUGCCAAAAAUGCAGAAAAGAAGGUAUACUUGAGCCAGCGGAGAUCAGUACUGUUUGAUGUGGAGGAGAAAGUUAUUAGUGAGAAAGAGAAUGUAACUUCAGUGAGAAAUCAGAUCUUACUCCUUCAAGCUUCACAUGGAAGACUAACCAAUAAACUAGACCUUCAGAAAAAACAAUCUCUGGAUUUGUCCAACAAAAUAGAUAACCUAGAAUUACAUAUGCUUAAUCAAAAGGAGGAUUUUAACAGAAAAAGUGAUUCCUUAAACGAUACAUUAUCAAAGCUGGAUGAGGAAAUGAAUACAGCAGAAAUACUGCAUCAGUCUAUAGAAGAGCGGCACAAAGCUUUGAAGCUGGAAUACCAGACUGCAUCCGAGGAAGAAGACCGACAACAUGCUAUGAAGAAAGACACAGCACUGCAGCUGGAAAAAUCCAGAGAUCUUCUCAAUGAGAAGCAGGAACUAUUAGGAAAACUAAGCUGGGAGCUGACAGAAAUGGAUUUGAAGUCAGAAGAGCUGGUAGAGAGUAUGCGAGUCACUACAGAACACCUUGCUGCACAAGUAGAUGAAGUUAAGGAAGAUCUGACAAAUGAACGACAGAAAAGAAUGGCAAUUCAGAUUAAAAAAGAUGAAGUGACAAAAGAGAUGGAGCUGUGGAAAUUGUCUGAGAAAGCUAUAUUGAAAGAAUUAAAACAAAGAAUAACAGCAGGACAAAAUAAGCAAAUGUAUUUGACUUCAGAGGGCAAACGUCUUGAGGGGGAAAUUGAGAAAUGGGAAAAAGAGAUCUACAGUAUAAGUGAAAAACUGGAUAAUGCAAAUAAAGAAUAUUUAACAGAAGAACAGAAUCUCAAGAAACAGAUAAAGACACUGGAGGAGAAAGUUCAAGUUUGUAUUAAACAUCUAGAAAAUGAGCAAGAAAAACUGGCCCACAACAUUCUUAUUAUGAAGGAGGCUGAAGACACCUACAAUAAAGAGAAUACAGACUAUGAGGAUUUAAAGAAACAUGCUGGAGGACUUAGAAGCAGACAGAAAUCCUUGGAGCAGUCCAUCAGUACAAUUGGCAAGGACAUUCAGGCUAACCUAAAGAUAAAGGAGGAUAAGAAGAAAUCUUUAAAGACACUUAGAAAUUCUGCAUUUAAUAAGCUCCAGAAUGACCUUGGAACCAUAAAGCAGAUUGACAAAGACAUCUAUGAAAUAAACAGAAAACUUGAGCUGGUUAUUAUGGAAAACUGCAGACUGAAGCUGAAAAACACCCAGUAUAAGGACGAUAUCAAUGCAAUCAAGAACGAGGAUGAAAAGCACAUAUCAGCUACCAAGCAGCUGGAAGGAGACCUAGCGUGUCUUAUAGAACAUCUACAUAAAGGCUGGGAAGAAGACAAUUUUAUUUGCGAUGAUUUUUCCGAAAGGGAGCAAGAGAUUUUGGAUUCCAUCAUGGAGCUUUUAAAGAAAAUUAAUAAAAGAGAGGAGAAAGUUGAAUAUCUAAAUGGUAAAUUACAAGAGACAUUUGCAGGACUGGCGUCUCUCUUACAGUGUAAAACAGGAACGAAAGGCAUUCACUGAGCCCUGCUGCCUUGAAGCAUACAAGGACAUCCAAUCUUUGAAGACGUUUUUAUUUUUUACAGUCACAUCAAACAAAAAUGUAUAUAUGACAAAUCAACGUAUAAAAGAAAUACAUAAGAUGUAAAUGACUCACCUUCAUGUAUCCACAAAACAAAUAAAUAAUAUUACAAGAACCCAAAA
Rana temporaria (common frog) is the source of this 2559-nucleotide messenger RNA. RefSeq names its product COP1-interactive protein 1-like. The transcript has 20 exons. The coding region runs from base 166 to 2379 and encodes 737 amino acids. NCBI's taxonomy places the organism in Eukaryota, Metazoa, Chordata, Amphibia, Anura, Ranidae. The record is from RefSeq and is a predicted model, not a curated record.